Molecule: messenger RNA, 2123 nt
Organism: Engraulis encrasicolus (European anchovy)
Lineage: Eukaryota; Metazoa; Chordata; Actinopteri; Clupeiformes; Engraulidae
Gene: plbd2
Product: phospholipase B domain containing 2
Exons: 13
Coding region: 1-1617 (538 amino acids)
Biological process (GO): phospholipid catabolic process
Cellular component (GO): extracellular region
Molecular function (GO): glycerophospholipase activity
Source: RefSeq, a predicted model, not a curated record
AUGGGGGAGAGCACCAAACUGUCUGCCGUGAUUGACGGUCAAACCGGCAAGCUUGUGCUGAAAGAGGGAUUCCAGGCGGACAGCGUGGCGUGGGCGAGUUUCACAAAUGACAUCUCCAAGUCAGGUUGGGCUCAAUUGGAGGUGACCACUAGUGCCGCCUAUGACGACGCGUUGCAAGCAUAUGCCGCAGGAGCUGUGGAGGGUGCUGUUACCUCACAGCUCAUCAGAGACCAGUGGAAUAACACAGUUUCUGGCUACUGUGUGCUGGGGGAACAAGGAUAUGACCCAGUGUACUGCAAAAAACUUCAGGACUACAUUGUGACUAACCUCCAGUGGGUGGCGGAACAGAUAGAGAAAGAACCUUCCUCGCCAUACUGGCACCAGGUCCAGCUGGCUCUGUUGCAGGUUCAGGGAAUGGAAGAUGCAUACAGUGGUCAGCUGUCGUUUCCUACAAAGGUUCCAAAUCUGAAUCCAUUUGGUUUUCUGUUGUUUCAGAUGGUCGGUGACUUGUUUGAUCUGGAAGGGGCACUGAAUAAGCCUAGUCUGUUACGAACCCUUGGCUCUGGCUCUUGCUCUGCUUUGGUGAAACUUCUGCCAGGAAACAAAGAGCUGCUUGUAGCUCAUGCCACCUGGGAUGAAUACACAGCCAUGUUGAGGAUCUUGAAGAAGUACUCCUUCUCUUUCCAUCUUUCGCCAAAAGGGAAAACCCCCAUUCCAGGAGCUGUACAGGCGUUCUCCUCUUACCCUGGCGCCAUCUUUUCAACAGAUGAUUUCUACAUCCUCAGCAGUGGGUUGAUUGCUUUGGAAACCACAAUUGAUAACAGUAACCCUGCCCUGUGGAAAUAUGUUGUACCUGAAGGAACCGUGAUGGCAUGGCUCAGAAACAUUGCCGCUAAUCGCCUCGCAAAUACAGGAAAGGAGUGGGCUGAUGUCUUCAGCAAGUUCAACAGUGGAACGUACAACAAUCAGUGGAUGAUUGUGGAUUACAAACUCUUCAAACCAGGAAGUGCGUACAACACACAAGACCAACUCUUCACUGUUCUAGAACAGAUGCCAGGUUCUGUUGUGGUCAAGGAUAAAACCAAAGAGCUUUAUAAUACUGGUUACUGGGCAAGCUACAACGUCCCGUAUUAUAAGGAGGUGUUCGAUGACAUGGACUACGAUGAGAUGGUGAAGAAGUACGGUUCUUGGUUCUCACACAACAUGAGCCCGAGGGCUCAGAUAUUCAGACGGGAUCAAACCUCAGUGACAGAUCUGGAGUCUAUGGUCAAGCUCAUGAGAUACAAUAAUUAUGAGGAGGAUCCAUUGUCCGAGUGUGAAAAAUGUGAUCCGAAACCCAAUGCUGCUAAUGCUAUCGCUUCACGCUGUGACCUCAACCCUGCCAACGGCACUUACCCGUUUAAAGCUCUGGGGCAACGAUCUCAUGGGGCAACAGACAUGAAGAUGACCUCCUUCAGCAUGUAUAAGGAGUAUGAGAUGCUGGCUGUCAGUGGGCCCACAUGGGACCAGGUGCCUGCCUUCCAGUGGAGUACUUCACCGUACAGUGGUCUUCUCCACAUGGGCCACCCAGAUCGCUGGGACUUCGACCAGGUUUCAGUCAAAUGGAGUACUGAUUGAGUUUAAACUUACAGUUUUAGAUGCACACACGCUGAAUGCUGCUUACUGUCAUGAAAAAAUUACAUGAGCAUCGCUAUGCUGCUCAAAUCAACAGUUUUGAAAUUUGCGCACAACAGACACUUCAGUAUUUUUUACCAUGCCACCUUUUGUUGAAUAGUAUAUAAUACAAGAUACCAUAUACAAGAGGAUUAUCAUCACGUACCUCAUACGUUUUCUUGUAUAGUAUGAUUUAUGAAAAAUUACCUUGUCCAGAAAGUUCAAAACAAGUCCUAUCAGAAAAAGAUAAGAGGUUGGAAAAAAAUGUGUUUUUCUGAACUAAAUGACACAUUUUAUGGUACUGUUGGUUUUAUGCCAGAUUUACUUGCCUUUACUUUCCACUUUCCGCAGCAGUUAAUGCCACGCCAGCUUAUGUAUGCACCAAGUAGUAGGCCUAUAGACUAUUUGUUUGCCCUCAUUGGUAACAAGGUGUCAAAGACUAUGAAAAAUAAAGCAAGCAAAUAAAACAA